AUGCCGGGCCGGCUCACUCUCAAGAGGGGCAAGCUGCUCCGGAGGUUCGGGGAGAACCUGUACCCGCGCACGUGGUUCGCACGCACGCUGGAACGCAUGGGCAAGAGUCCGAUGGAGCUCAAGAAGGCCAAGCGGAGGAGCGCGACCAUCAAGAACCUCGAAAUCCGCGAACGUCUGUCCUUCCGGAAGAAGAUGCAGACCUGGUACGGGCGCAAGUAUCACGGCUGGGCGCCAUGGCUCGAGCAGCGCGCGGACCAGGUCAUGGUGCGCUCGGGGCUGGCCGCGACGCUGCCCGCGGCACGGCAGCGCAUCAAUCACCGCACCGUGUACGUGAACGAAGAGCCGAUCACGAGCCCGGGCGUCAUCCUCAAACCCGGCGACAUCCUCACCGUCGCGCCGCUCCGGAGCGUCGAACGGACCCUCCCUGAGGCGCUACGGGGCGCCGCGGAGCAGCACCAGUGGCUCAAGCUCAUGUGGACGUCGCUGAUGGAUCCCCUCGCGAUCCGCACUCACAGCGUGCUGCGCACCAUCUUUCCGGGCAUCCACGAGCAGCUGCAACCUGACGCCAGCACAUGGUCGGGGAACGCGGCGGCCGCGGAGCGCCGGCCAGAGGGCCGGCGGGGGGGCGCAGGCAAGCGUCGGGGCUGA
Messenger RNA from Pedinophyceae sp. YPF-701, 648 nucleotides. NCBI's taxonomy places the organism in Eukaryota, Viridiplantae, Chlorophyta, Pedinophyceae. The record is from the annotation of a GenBank genome assembly.